AUGUUCCAUGCCCGGUUGAAUGUCCUUUUUGCAAUAAUAGUUUGGAGGAUGCGUGGCAUAUUUUCUUUGGAUGUGCGGAAACAAAUCAAGAUUGGCAGGCAGCAGGAAGAUAGAAAUACAGCUGGUGGAGUUGCAGUUAUGUUAGAAGGUUUGUGGAAGAAUAAGAACGACUUCAUAUGGCAUAAUGAAAGGGAGGAAGCAACAAAGAAUAAAUCAGAGGAUGACCAUAUUCCUCAACAUAGACAUAUAUGGGAACCACCACCUCCUGGUUGGCUCAAAUGUAAUGUGGAUACGGGUUUUAACAAGAGUUGUAGCACUUCUAACAGAGGGUGGUGCAUCCGUGACACUUCGGAUAAUUUCCAUACAACAGGUACAACUUGGGAAGUUGGUGAGGUUUCGGUCCUUGAAGGGGAAGCAUUAGCCCUCAAGGACGCAAUUCAUAUAGCUAUCUAUACGCGUAUAAACCGCAUCAUCUUCGAAAGUGAUUCCCUUCGGGUAGUUCAAGUUCUAAGAAAUAAAAUAAUUGGUAAUUCGGAAUUCUUUACUACUUUGAGAGUCAUUCAAUCUACUCUUUGUAAUUUUCCCAACUUUGAGGUGAAGUUUAUCAAACUUCAAGCGAAUAUGGUUGCUCAUUCGUUAGCAAAGGCGGCCAAUUCUUGGGCUAGACGUAGUAUUACUCAUGAUAUUCCUUCUUGUAUUGAUCUCUUAAUUUAUAAUGAAAGAAGUUAG
Molecule: messenger RNA, 729 nt
Organism: Vicia villosa (hairy vetch)
Lineage: Eukaryota; Viridiplantae; Streptophyta; Magnoliopsida; Fabales; Fabaceae
Exons: 3
Coding region: 1-729 (242 amino acids)
Molecular function (GO): RNA-DNA hybrid ribonuclease activity; nucleic acid binding
Source: RefSeq, a predicted model, not a curated record